This is a messenger RNA of Bactrocera neohumeralis, 4239 nucleotides long. Its product is annotated as alpha/beta hydrolase domain-containing protein 17B. Gene Ontology annotation, cellular component: endosome membrane; plasma membrane. Gene Ontology annotation, biological process: protein depalmitoylation. The record is from RefSeq and is a predicted model, not a curated record. The transcript has 4 exons. Bases 165 to 992 code for a protein of 275 amino acids. Lineage: Eukaryota; Metazoa; Arthropoda; Insecta; Diptera; Tephritidae. Gene Ontology annotation, molecular function: palmitoyl-(protein) hydrolase activity.
UUUUACAUAUAUCAGUUUUAUAGCAAUAAAAAGGAUUAUCAAUAGCGUGUAUUAAGAAAAUAUAUAUGAUCUACUUUAUGGAAAUAUAUUUGCGUAUUAAACUUUAAAUUUUGUGAUUCAUUCAAGAGAAAAAAUUGUCUAGUAAGACAAUAUUAAAUAAUAGUAUGUUUAGUAUCAGUGAACUUUGCUGUAUGUUCUGUUGUCCGCCUUGUCCCGGACCAAUUGCUGCUAAGCUUGCUUUCCAACCACCCGAGCCUACUUAUAAGUUGACGCCCGCUGAUGAUGCAAAUGUGAAGUAUAAUUUACAUUUAUUUGAUCGUGCAGAGUGGCAGUACUCUGAACGUGAUAAGUCCAAAGUGGAAUCAUUUUUCACGCGGACUUCUCGAGGGAAUUUAAUUACAUGUAUAUAUGUACGUUGUAGCAGAAACGCAAAAUAUACGCUACUUUUUUCUCAUGGGAAUGCCGUUGACUUGGGUCAAAUGAGUAGCUUUUAUAUAUCUCUUGGAACGCAACUAAACUGUAAUAUAUUUGGCUAUGAUUACUCUGGAUACGGAAUGAGUGGUGGUAAACCAUCAGAAAAAAAUUUAUACGCUGAUAUUGAAGCCGCUUGGCAAGCACUGAGAAACAGUAUUCUUCCAAAAUUUGUUCAAUAUAGGUUUAAUAUCAGUCCCGAAACUAUUAUUUUAUACGGCCAGAGUAUUGGUACAGUACCAACAGUUGAUUUGGCAACAAAGCAUGAAGUUGGGGCAGUAAUUCUUCAUUCUCCACUGAUGUCCGGACUAAGAGUGGUUUUCCGUAACACCAAAAGAACAUGGUUUUUCGACGCAUUUCCAAGUAUUGAUAAAGUUUCAAAAGUCAAAUCACCAGUUUUAGUAAUACAUGGAACUGACGAUGAGGUUAUAGAUUUUUCCCAUGGGAUAGGUAUUUAUGAACGCUGUCCCAAAGCCGUUGAACCUUUGUGGGUCGAGUUGACGCAAAUCAAGUUUUGUUAAAGGCACAUCGCCAUCCUAUAUCGACCUUACCUUACAUUCAUAGUUUCACAGACAUCAGCAACUGAGAAGAUCGGGAAGUCUUUAUAUCUCCGAUGAUGUUGCGUGAGUAGUUCGGGUCCUUUUUUAAAAAUGUGAACCCAUAUUAGUUCCGGUUUUUCAAAUAAACAUGGAGAAAAAAGAUAGCAAAAGCACUUCGCUAUCAAAACUGUCAUAAAAAGAAAGUCUUGAACCAUUUCGUCAAGUGUUCACAAGCUGUUUGAGGAAAUGGAUUUUUUCCUUUGCUGGAAAUUCAGCGGCCCAUUCUUUUCGAAGGGUGAUAAAUCUCUGAAAGAAUCUUCAUCGCAUCGACUUUUCUGCACGCUCGAUACGGCUAGAAAAGCUCUGAAAACUGUAAUAUGUUGCCGGCUUGAAAAAUACACUGAAAGCGACUGUGGAUUGAACCCAAAGCAGUUUGGUUUCCGGAAAGCUACUGACAUGACUCAGUCAUUUUGUAUGCGGCGCCAAUUUGGCUACCAACAACAAAAUAAAGUUGUUAUAUAAGAAAGAGUGCUUUCAGCAUCCAGAUUAGUAUCACUAAGUACACUGUAUCGGAUGAUGCAAUCAAUGUUAUCUGAGACAGUUUACCCGUAAACAUACAUAGCAUCAUUGCGUGAUUCAUUAGUGCUUGAAAUUCGACACGCCAUAACAUCUAACCAGCUUCUACUUCUUUAUUGGUGUAGACGUUGCUUACGCGGUUAUAGCCGAGUUUACAACAGCGCGUCAGCCCUUCCCUUUUACUGUUUGCCGCCAAUUGGAGAACCCAGGUGUAGCCAGGUUCUUCUUCACCUGGUAUUUCCAACGAAGUAGAGGUAUUUCUCUUCCUCUGCUUCCUCCGACGGGUACUGCGUCGAAUACUCUCAGAACUGGAGUGUUUUCAUCCAUUUGAACGACAUGACCUUGCCGGCGCAGCCGCUGUCUCUUAAUUCACUGAACUACAUAUGUCAACGUCGUCGUAUAUCUCGUCCAGUUCAUCGUUUCAUUAGCUACGAUAUUCGCUGUUGCCAUUGCGCAAUGGGCCAUAAAUUUUCUGCAGAAUCUUUCUCUCGGGAACUCGUAACGCCGGGUCGUCAGAUGUGGAUACCUCUGCACCAUGUAUCAGGACGGAGAUGUAAAGUGACUUGUAGAAUUUGAUCUUUGUUCGUCGAGAGAGGAUUUUACUUCUCAAUUGACUACUCAGUCCGAAGUAAAACUUGUUGGCAACAGUUACUCUGCUUGAAUUUCGAGGUUGACGGUGUUCGAAAUUAUGACUGUCAACAGUGACAUGGGAGCGAAGUCGCGACAACUGUUUGUUUGAUGGCAGAAGAUAUUUCGUCUAGCAAUCCCAUUUGCUUCGCUCAUUUGUCCAACCUGGAGAAAGCGGAACUAACGGCGCGGCUGUAAAGGCCAAUCGAUAUCAUUGGCGUACGCCAGCAAUUGCACACUCUUGUAGAAGAUUGUAUCUUUUCUAUAAAUUGUCUCCAGCAACAAAUUGAAGAAAUCGCACGAUAGAGUGUCGCCUUGUCUGAAACUUCAUUUGAUAUCGAACGGCUCGGAGAGGUCCUUCCCGAUCCUGACGAAGCUUUUGGUAUUGCUCAAUGUCAGUUUCUACAGCCGUAUUACUUUUGCGGGGAUACCAAACUCAGACAUAAUGGCAUAAAGGCAGCUCCUUUCCGAAAACCAAUAGUUUCGUUUGCAGCUGUACGUAAGGAGCUUGAAAAGCCGUCCCACAGUUCUCAUAUACCGAAUUACUGGUGAGAGCUCUCAGUCAGCAGGAAUGCAAGUCGAGGGAAAAUCCUUCGGUUGUAUGUUGUGAUUGCAGAUUCUUGACGUCGAACCUUCUUUGUGUUUGUUAACGUGCUUUUUUUGCUGCACAGAGGCGGAUGCGUAUCUUCGCUGCAACAAGACAGUAGUCCAGUCAUUGCUAUGACCUUGGAGUUUACGCACGUUUUAAAAACUGGAGACCUGUCAGUCACAAUAUGUUCGACCUGAUUGGUGGCUUUUCGAUCCGGGGACAUCCAGGUACCUAGAUGAAUUUUCCCAUGCUGUAAUCUAGUACUACAUAUAACCAUAUGGCGGGCCUCGUCGUAGCCUCAACCCAUUUGGGAAUGUUUCAUCGUGAAAACUGAAUUUACCGACCGUUGUUCCAAACAUACCUUCUUAGCGCACCCUGGCGUUAAAGUCGCCAAGCACAAUUUUGAUAUCGUGACGUGCUCAAUAAUCUUUGAGAAAAAAUAUCUAAUACACUUGUACCAACGUUUUUUCCAAUCCUCGAAGCAGGUGUUCCGGAUUAGCCUGCAAUGCGCCUGGCGAUUCACGUUUAAUGUGUUCAAUUGAUUUAAACCAAUUCUUUUUUUUUAUUAACGUGUUGCUUCGUCCUCAACCGUUUUUAAAUAAUUUUUGCCAAACAAAAAUACUGGCUUGCUAAAAACAAUUAUCACCGAAAGCCUUUUCCUACAUUCUGAACGUUUCGGCACCAGUAAUUUAAUUCCACACUCAAAACUUAUUCGAAUUUCUUUGUUGAAUAAUUUUACUUUUAGUAAAAAUCGCCGAAUGCACGUGUAUAAAGUAUCGGAAAGAAAAGCGUACACUAAACACUAAUGAUUAUUUUAAUGUGAUAUUUGGGAAAGAUUUUAUUGACGGUCAUAUCAACCUAGAAAAAAGAAUAUUUUGACGAAUAGGUUUUCGCGCGAAACAAAUUAAACAUUUAGUAAAUUUUGCUAAGAUAUAUUUUCUAGGUUGCUUUUUAUAUUACGGAAGUUGGCAACCCUACUGUUGCAAUCUGGCAAAUUACAACUUUAUCGUAAAGUUUGACAUUUUUGAUGUUAUACAUACUCAGCAUGGUUUGACAUACGACCGAUAUUUGUGUUGCUUACAGAAACUCGAAAUAUGCAUCUCAGCCAAUAAACAGAAUUAAACCGCAAAUUUUACCCUCGAUUAUAUUUUACAACUUUUGUCGUGGAUUAACUCAGCAACUGAGCAUCGUUGAACUUAAUUCAGUUUUUGGCGACUCCAAGACAAAUUUCGUGGAGGUUGUCUAAAAUCAAUUGUUUUUGCGGAAACUAUUGAUGCUGUGCGCAAACUGAUAUUGCAAGAUCGUUAGGUGACCUAUGGUAAGAUUGAGUUUGAGACAUCGUAGGAGAUGAACAAACGUGGAUUUACGAAUAUUCGCCCGAAAGAAAAUAUCAUUCGACAAAAAGUAGUACGCGCGAGUUAAUACUUUAACCUUCAA